GUUGCCCAUCCUGAAGUCAAUCUUCAGAAGAGAAGCAAAGCAACAGACCACGCCCCAGUGAGAGCUCAGUUUCCCCUCUUCAGUCUUUGCUCUCAACUGCUGCCAUGGCAAACGCAUCCGACAGCGAUAUUCCAUCCGUCACUCACGACCUCGACGAGGAUGAAGAAUUCGACGACGACGACCUCGAUGACGAAGACGACGAUGGCGGCGAACCCCUCGCGUCCUCAUCCGAGGCGGCUCGCCUAGAGGCCGUGCUCCGGCGUCUCACCGCGGACGAGGUCCGGAUCCGGGUGCACCAGGUCACGAUCCGGGGCUGCGCCCGCACGCGCCGCGCCGCGGUCGAGGCGGCGGUCGGCCCGGACGUGUCGCGCGCCGCCACCGUGCGGGACCUCGUGCGCGCCGCCGCCGCCGCUGGUGACCGGCUCCGUUGCCUCGGCGCCUUCGACACAGUCUCGAUCACCCUCGACGCGGCGCCGCCCGGGAUCCCUGGCAGCGCCGUCGUCGUCCUCAUUGAUGUUGCGGAGGCCCGCGGCCGCGCUGCCGGUGAUUUCGGCGUCUUCGCCAACACACAGAGUAGAUCAUGCUCACUUGAAGGUUCAGUGAAGUUGAAGAACCUAUUUGGAUACUGUGAGACCUGGGAUGCAUCAGGCGCUCUUGAAUUAGAUAAGACAGCAGAACUAAGUGCCGGAGUCCAAAUGCCUAGGAUCGGAGCAAUACCAACUCCCUUGAUGGCUAGAAUAUCGUUUGUAUCUGACGACUGGUUAAAGUCCUCACUGAAAGAACACUUGAUGGGCGUUUCUGUCGGCUUGCUCUCCACCAUAAACCACAACAUUGCUUACAAUUUGACAUGGAGAAAGUUAACUGAUCCAACACGCAUGUCAUCCAAUUCUGUACAAGAGGAAUUAGGACAUAGCCUUUUGUCCUCUAUUAAGUACGCGUACAAGGUUGACCGAAGGGACUCAAGCAUAAGACCUGCACGCGGAUAUGCUUUUAUGUCGACUUCUCAAGUUGGAGGGCUUGCACCAGGGAGCAAAUAUUCACGUUUUCUUAGGCAGGAAUUUGAUCUUCGAGUGGCUUUGCCUCUGGGUGUGCUGAAUGGUGCUCUCAACGCCGGAGUGGCUGCGGGAGUCAUCCAUCCAUUGGAAAGGGGAUCUGCAGGAUCUGUCUCACCACUUGUAGAAAGAUUUAACUUGGGUGGUAAUAGGGCUCUCGUGUGCCGCUUGGGUGGACCAUCUUCACUAUUAGGCUUCAAAACAAGAGGGCUACGGGCAGCAACAGAGUCCAGAACACAAGACCCCAACACUCCUGGCAAUGGCACUUCCCCUUCCCCUGAGCUAAAUGGUCUUGGAGGUGAAGUAGCGGUGACAGCCUUCGCCGACCUGUCAUUUGAUCUGCCUCUGAAGCCGCUCAGGGAGCUGGGAAUCCAUGGUCAUGCUUUUGUCUGUGCUGGAAAUCUUGGUAGAUUAACGGAGUGUGAUCUGCGGAAGUUCCCUGUUACUGAAUUCCUGCAGACGUUCAGAAGUUGUGCAGGAUGGGGCGUAGUUGUGCCGACCAGACUGUUCCGCGUAGAGAUGAAUUACUGCUACAUCCUAAAACAGCUUGAUCAUGACGGGGGGAAGACAGGCAUACAGUUGAACUUCUCAUCCUCCUAAUUUGUAAGAUGAAACCAAACAGAGCCCUAGUGGUAACAAAGCUCCUUGUAAACAUCUCAAUGGCAAACCUCAAAAAACCGGAUUUAUUAAUAAAAAAUAAGGUCAAAAACCGGAUGUGAAAGAUUACGUAAAAAAAAAACCGGAGUUCUUUAGACUUUCAUGGUCCACUGUCUGCGUUUGAAUGACAGCCAGAAACUCGGCUUUGCAUUGGGGAUCUUGUAUGUUGACUAUUUGCUCCUCUCCAGUCUCCACCAUAUCUAUAUGGGAGUGAUGAAGCAUUUGGCUAGGCAGACAGUCUCCAUCCCCAUCUACUGUCCGUCUUGUUCUUGUAUGAGCUGCAGCAUCAGCCAUUUUCAUGUCUAAGCUGACAUUCUUGUAACUUGAGAAUUAUUAAGGAGGGAAUAAGUAAGUUUUUAUAGAA
Messenger RNA from Zea mays, 2073 nucleotides. RefSeq lists its product as uncharacterized. The record is from RefSeq and is a predicted model, not a curated record. NCBI's taxonomy places the organism in Eukaryota, Viridiplantae, Streptophyta, Magnoliopsida, Poales, Poaceae. Bases 105 to 1652 code for a protein of 515 amino acids. Gene Ontology annotation, cellular component: outer membrane. The transcript is spliced from 4 exons.